Messenger RNA from Brassica napus (rape), 3453 nucleotides. RefSeq lists its product as uncharacterized. The transcript has 2 exons. The coding region runs from base 1 to 3453 and encodes 1150 amino acids. NCBI's taxonomy places the organism in Eukaryota, Viridiplantae, Streptophyta, Magnoliopsida, Brassicales, Brassicaceae. The record is from RefSeq and is a predicted model, not a curated record.
AUGCCCCCUCGCCAUCGAAUGAUUGGGUACAGAUGCAGCAAUUCUUGGAAGAUUUUCAAGAAAACUUUCAAGAUAACAUGCGACGAACAAUGGCUGAAGCAAUUCAGCAAGGAGUGUAGGAUGGAGUCCAAGCCGCCUGGGCAGCAAACGCAGCUAACGCCGACGCUCCUCGCGCUCAACAGCCUCAACGACAACAACGCCACAACAACAACCCUAUCUUUGAAGAACAAGUCGACGAUGCAUGACGUUUUGGAUAACCCCUUCGGCGAUAACAACCAACAACGUCAACAACACCACCAUCGCCAACAUCGCAACGAUGAUGAUUUUCGUUGGAAUUCGGGUUUAAAGAUAGAUAUCCCUGAGUUCCAUGGAGGAUCAAAACCAGAGGAGCUACUCGAUUGGUUUGUCACGGUCGACGAAGUCAUUGAGUUCAAAGACGUUCCAGAACAAAAACGAGUCCCGCUUGUCACUACGCGUUUUCGAGGGCACACCGCCUCUUGGUGGAGCCAAACUACGUUGUCACGAACUCGUCGUGGAAAGGAGAAAAUCACUUCUUGGGAAAAGCUAAAAAAACAUAUGCGGAAAACGUUUAUUCCGUAUAAUUUUGAACGCUUAUUAUUCCAAAAGUUCCAUAACAUCCGUCAAGGUUCACGCUCCGUGGAAGACUAUUCUAACGAAUUUUAUCUGAUGCUCACACGUGUGGAUAUUCAUGAUUCGGAAGAUCAAUUGGUGGUGCGUUAUAUUGCGGGUUUACGAUCCCAGAUACAGACCAUGCUGCACCAGUUUGAUCCUUGUUCUGUCUCCGAAGCUCGUCAAAGAGCCCUCCUCAUAGAACAACAGUCACGAUCAAACACUAGUCAAUGGACAAACAACUCUCGUCCUCGCACCACCGCGACAAACGAUGACACCAAGACAGCAACACAUCGCGAGACUACUACCCCACGCAACAACAAUCGACCGGCCAACACAACAGCAGCAGAGACAGCAUGUCCUCAGGGACGUCGCGGGUUACUUGCUUCUGAUAAAGAGAUUACAGGAGAACCAAUUUAUGAUGACGAAGAAGAACAGAUAGAGAAUGUCGAAGAAGAGCAAGUCCCGGGUGAUACCGGAACGUUUCUAAUGCUCCGUCGAAACUGUUUAGCUCCAAAAACCAGUGAAGCCUGGCAGCGUACUUCGCUAUUCAGUUCUACUUGCACGGUGAAAGGGAAAAUAUGUUGUUUUGUGAUCGACUCAGGUUGCUCCGCCAACGUCGUAUCAGAGGAAGCCGCGCGUAAGCUAGCACUCACAGCCGAAGCACACCCGCACCCAUGCCGUCUCUUAUGGAUGCAAACAGGAGCAGAAGUCUAUGUUUCUAAACGCACUCAAGUGCCCCUAUCCAUUGGAUCCUUCUACAAAGAAACAUUAUACUGCGAUAUAGCUCCGAUGGAUGUGUCUCAUAUCAUUCUCGGUCGUCCUUGGCAAUAUGAUUGGGAAGUACUCCACAAUGGCAAACUUAACACACAUUCGUUUAUGUUUCAAGGGCGCAAGAUCACUUUGCUCCCUUCACCCGAGGUUGACAUUACCGCGACUAAGGAUAAUCAACAAAACACGCCAAAACAGAACCUCCUAAUCAUCUCCAAAUCUCAACUUGAGGACGAGCUGCGUGCUGCUUGUCCAAUUUUUGCGUUGAUCGCUGCCGAUGCGAAAAUUGCAACGACUAAUGUCGUCCAGCGCGAAUUUGAAACAAUCAUCACCGACUUCCAUGAUCUAUUUCCAGAGGAUUUACCCGCCGGAUUACCUCGUCUAAGAGACAUACAGCAUCACAUUGACCUUGUCCCGAAUGUCGUCUUACCUAAUCGGGCACAUUAUCGUAUGAGUCUCGAAGAGCACGAAGAGUUACGACGUCAAGUAGAGGAACUAUUACUUAAAGGUUACGUGCGUGAAAGUCUCAGCCCCUGUGCCGUCCCAGCACUAUUAAUCCCAAAGAAGGACAAAAUGUGGCGUAUGUGCGUCGACAGUCGGGUAAUCAAUAAGAUCACAACAUGUUACCGGUUUCCUAUACCUCGUUUAGAUGAUCUGCUAGAUCAGAUAGGAAAAGCCACUAUUUUUACUAAAUUGGAUCUGAAAAGUGGCUAUCAUCAGAUUCGAAUCCGCCCAGGGGAUGAAUGGAAAACAGCUUUCAAGACGCGCGAAGGGUUGUUCGAAUGGCUCGUUAUGCCUUUCGGGUUAUCCAAUCCUCCUAGCACAUCCAUGCGAAUCAUGAAUCAAGCACUGCAACCAUUUAUUGGAAGAUUUGUUGUGGUUUAUUUUGACGACAUUCUCAUAUUUAGCAAUUCUCUUGACGAGCAUCUGCUGCACUUACGGGAUGUCUUACUAGUCCUUCGCCGGGAAAAGCUUUACAUCGCCAAACACAAAUGUGAGUUUGGCGUUUCCGAAGUUUUGUUUCUUGGCUACGUAGUGUCUGCUGCAGGCCUCCGCGUGGACCCUCAGAAGGUGGCUGCCGUGUCCUCAUGGCCAGUUCCGACGACUAUCACCGACGUUCGAAGCUUUCACGGGUUAGCGUCUUUCUAUCGGCGGUUUGUGUAUAACUUCAGCACAAUCAUGGCACCAAUAACGGAUUGCAUGAAGAACACUACCUUCGUAUGGACACCUGAGGCAUCACAAGCGUUCGAGCUCAUCAAACCUAAGUUAACAACUGCUCCUAUACUAGUGCUUCCGAACUUUGAUCUACCUUUUGAGCUUCAUUGUGACGCUAGUAAACUAGGCGUUGGCGCGGUCUUAAGUCAACAGGGGCGCCCCGUUGCCUAUUAUAGUGAGAAGAUGGCAGGAGCUAGAGCUCGUUACAGUACCUAUGACGUGGAAUUUUAUGCGAUCGUGCAAGCAAUAAAGCAUUGGCGCCAUUACCUUGCUCAUAAGGAGUUUGUUUUGUUUACCGAUCACGUCGCGUUGAAAUACCUGGAUACACAGGAUAAAAUAUCGUCGCGACAUGCUUCAUGGAUUGCUUAUCUUCAACAAUUUACGUUUGUGAUUAAGCACCAGUCGGGAAAACUAAAUAAGGUUGCGGAUGCUCUGAGCCGCAGGCACGCGUUAGUUGCAACUCUGCGGGUCAGUGUCCUUGGAUUUGAAUGCUUCGCGGAGUUAUAUGCAACGGAUCCUUUCUUUGCAGCCGUGUGGACAGACCUUAACCAGAACGUACGCUCUGACUAUUCGAUUGUCGAGGGUUUCAUCUUCAAAAACAACUGGUUGUGCGUCCCCGAGAGUAGCUUACGUUUGCAGAUCAUUAAAGAGUUACAUGGUGAGGGCCAUGUUGGUCGAGAUCGGACACUUAAGCGUGUGACCGAUUCUUAUUUCUGGCCAACUUUACGGAGGGAUGUGGAAUGGUUCGUAGCUCGCUGCACGACUUGUCAACGGAGAAAGGGCCAUGCGUCUAAUGCUGGUUUAUAUCUCCCGUUGCCCAUUCCGACAAAGCCUUAG